This is a messenger RNA of Puccinia graminis f. sp. tritici CRL 75-36-700-3, 699 nucleotides long. RefSeq lists its product as uncharacterized. NCBI's taxonomy places the organism in Eukaryota, Fungi, Basidiomycota, Pucciniomycetes, Pucciniales, Pucciniaceae. The record is from RefSeq and is a predicted model, not a curated record. The coding region runs from base 1 to 699 and encodes 232 amino acids. The transcript is spliced from 2 exons.
AUGUCUCGCACUAGGAGCCACCACCCAACUUUGGUCGAGGCACAAGACCUUACCGGUACCCCUAGAGGAAGACACUCUGAUAAAGUAUUCUUCAAGCGAGCAAAGAAGACCAACAACGAGUGUCUGAAAGUAGGAGCGCUAAGCGCAGCCUUGAACCUACAAACCAACCUACUACGCUUGAUCAGCCAGGAAGAAUUCCUGGAAAUGUUCAAGUGGGAUCCGAACUCAGAGUUUGAGGAGUAUGCAAACGGAGAGAAAGGCCGUCAAUUCUUGAAGGAGAGAGGAACCAAAGUGACUCCGACUCCGCCACCCAAAGUGAAGAUGCAGCCACCUCAAUCAGCACAGUCUCAAGAACAAAGGACGGAGAAUUAUCCAGAUUACCAACCUCAGCCUCCAAUGUACUACCAUCCAAACAGGUAUUAUUACCCAUACCCACCGGAGAUGUACCAUCAACAGAAUCCCUCCUGGAAUCAACCAGGCUACUACCACAACAACCAGAUGUACCCUGUGGCUCACCAACAUCCUGUGCAAGAAAACCUUCAAUCUCAAGUCCCUCAACAGCCACCGGGCAGUACCAACCAAAAGAACCAAAACGAUCAAGCUCAGAAGAGCAACCGAGAUCGUCUGCACAACAGAAAGGCAAAGGGACCAAACUGGGUCCCUCCUCCAACUCUAAAGCGAGCCCCCCAAGACUCCUGA